UUGGGUUUAGUAGUAACUUCGAUCACCCUAGCGAACAUCACCCUAAGAACAUUCAGAGCUCGAGUUCCAAACAAACUCAUCAAUACACCUACCCACGAUAACAUCGAACGUUUUCAUGAGCUCUUGCAGAUACAUAUUUUUAUUCAGUGAUCUGUCUUUGCAGCUAACUAGCAAGAAAUUGUGAGCUUUCUGCCGGUUGGAAGGGCUUAUUUUUUUUACGACUGAAUGCUUUCAGGUACAUAUAUAUAGGGGACGGACGCCGGUAUACACGUGGCUCACAAUCGCAUCGCCUGGCAUUGACACUUUGAUUCAGAACUCUACUUCUAAAGGUUGAAGUUAUAUCAUCAUUACAAUCAUCAUGAAGUCGACAAUAUUACAACUGCUCUUGGUUUUCGUCUCGUAUUCAAGUAUCGUCUCAGCAGUGAAAUUCACAGAUCCACUUGAAGAGUUCUUAAUGAGGGAAAGACUGCGACAACAGGCAGAGGAGGAGGAGGAGCGACAACACCAGAGGAACGUCUUUCAGGAGGUACCAGUAGGAGAUGUCGGCAGUGGGCGCACAACCGACGAAGGACUGGAGACAAGUACAGGAAUCUUCGCCACCACCGAUCUUCAGUCCACGUCAAUGAUGCAGAAGUUGACGACGUCGACGCGCCAUCGUGAGACGCAGAGUCAGUGUUGCGUCUUGGGCGCCACGGCUGGACGAAGUGGGUUCCUCUGCAAUCCUGAGAACUACAGGCCACAGGUUAUCAUGAGGCACGACCCGAACAGACUGGGAAACUUCAAGGUCACCAGAGAAGACAGACAACGCUACAUUGAACUUCGUCAGCACAGUAAAUGCGUCUCAGGAGCCGUGCCGAGGUUGUCUGAGGAAUUCCAGCGCUGCUGUAAACAAGCCUACAUCGACACCCUGGACGAGGAGGUGCUCGGAGCCGCCGACGAGUUCGACAUGCCCAUCAUGCUGGAGCUCCCUCUCCAGAUCGACAUCAUCUCGAAACAGAGGAAGACACCCAGACAUAAAAAUCAUAAAGUGUAGAACUCUAGGAUCCACGAUCGAACUACUUGAGUAAAGCAAUUUGUGAGAACGCCUGCAAGUUGUCGAAAAGCUGCGUUCCUCCGAAGGGCGCCAAGUCUGCAGAACACUCACUGCGCCCCUGCACUUUACAAGGUGUACAUGUACUAAUGUGUGCAGUUUGAACUUUUAGAAGUCGCAAAAUUGCAGUGAUGCAAUGAUUGUACUGUUUUCUAGUAAAACAUGAAGCUGUGUGUGCACUUUUACCAUGCUGUACAAAGACUUGUUAUACCACUCAGUAUUAUUAUUGUAAUAAUUACAUAUUGUAAUGCCUUCUGCGCUAAUCAUGCCUGUGGAGGUUGUUGUUGUUGUUAGGGGUGUGAUUAUGCCUCUUGCUGUGCACUUCACAUGCUGCUGACGCAGUCACUGACGUAAUCCUACGCCAGGCAAAAAUGACACCGCGUGAGCCAGUCGUUGGCGCACUCCUACGUCAGUCAAUUUGAUACCUUUUGUGCAACGGCUUAACAAUGAGGCAGCAGUGAUGGAAUUCCCAAGAUGUUGGUGGUAUUUUUCUCGCCAGACCAAGUUAUGAUAAUAAUUACGAUGAUAAAUUAUGAAGGAAGUUUGUCCCCAUAUCUUUCGUUAUCAAUAAUAUGACCCUACUUGAUCAUUGACAUUAUUAUUAUGUAUAAUUAUUUAUUUUAUGUAAAGUAAACAGCGCAACAAUUAUUUAUCAAUUGAAUCAGAUAUUUAUUCAUUUUUUCCAACAAUAAUAAUCAUAUGAUAUUCAUGAAAUUAGUGAAGGAUUCAUGGAUGAAGAGUGAAUUUUAGUUUCUUGUAAUAAAUUAUAUUUAUUAUCUACCUUUUAUUAUCUACCUUAGUUUACCUCGUUCAUAGUGAAGAUCAUUUUCAAAAAAGGAGCAUUCGUUUAGAUAGUUCAUUUAGAAAUAUGUGGUUUACGACGUCAAAGGUUUCGACACAGGAUAUACCUCUAUAACGUGACCAAAAUGAUUGGUUUAGAAGAGAACGAGUUCAUCAUGACCUCUCAUGACUGCGGGUGAAACGUCGAGCAAAUUAUCCCGUGAUGCUUAAUAAACGCAUUUUACACGAACUAGAUACAUUCCCACACCCCCCCCCCCCCCAAAAAAAAGAUACAUGUACAAAAGUACAAAACUAACUCGCAAACCUAAAGAGAUUUUUUAUUUCUCCACCCCCCCCCCCCCCGAAAUUACAGGUCUGUUUUUGGUAUUAGGUAUUGAAUGCACUGCCCUUAUUAAGGGAUACCAAUGUAUCAGUACCCAUCUAUAUUAAAGAAAAAUAAAUUUUCUUAUAAAUUAUAAACCUAUAGAUCUCGAUGCAAGUUGAGAGUAAAAUCUGUUAUUGAGAGUAUACGUGUUUCACCAGGCAUAAGUUGAAUAAGUCACCAAAACGGGAAGUUGGUUUUGCACUCGGAACCAAUAAUCGAUAUUGCAGUUAAGAUUGCACCCGGUAAAGGAAGCCAUUUAACUUUGAGUCAUUUUCACAUUGUGUCGGGGUUUUUUCUUCAUUGUUUUACCGAUUUAGUUCGUGUCACAUGACGUUGGUCUGCAAUUAAAAUGAGGAAAGGGCGUAACUUUCAUUUUGAUUUCAAGAUAAUAGAUCACAUGGUAUAGUGCGCAUACGAAAUUCGGAUGCAAUGCAAUUGGAAUGUCUAUUUUGGGGGGGUUAAUGCUUGUUUAAUGAACUAAACCAGUCAUUAAUUCGCUUUUUCCAUCUUGUGGUCACCACCAAUGUCAGCACUAUUUGCCGACUAAAACUUUCUCAUUGACCCUAAAAAAAAAAA
Molecule: messenger RNA, 2831 nt
Organism: Strongylocentrotus purpuratus (purple sea urchin)
Lineage: Eukaryota; Metazoa; Echinodermata; Echinoidea; Camarodonta; Strongylocentrotidae
Exons: 3
Coding region: 359-1033 (224 amino acids)
Source: RefSeq, a predicted model, not a curated record